This is a messenger RNA of Parus major (Great Tit), 2114 nucleotides long. RefSeq names its product myotubularin-related protein 9-like. The record is from RefSeq and is a predicted model, not a curated record. The coding region runs from base 140 to 1945 and encodes 601 amino acids. NCBI's taxonomy places the organism in Eukaryota, Metazoa, Chordata, Aves, Passeriformes, Paridae. Gene Ontology annotation, biological process: negative regulation of autophagy. The transcript is spliced from 12 exons.
CCCGACUCCUCCGCUGCCACCCCGGGGUCCCCUCCUUGCACCCCCGGACUCCCAGUGCCCCCCCAGUCCCUUCCUUGCACCCUGAGACUCUUCCUUGUGCCCCAAGGUCCCCUGCUGGUACCCCAAAAGUCCUCUCCUUAUGGCCAGCAGGUUCCCGCCGGCUCUCGGAGGUCCCCUGUUUGCACCCCGCUUGUCCCCCGCGGUCCCCACCUGGCACCCAGCCCGAGCAGAGGCAGCGCCCAUGGAGUUCUCGGAGCUGAUCAAGACGGCGACAGUGGAGAACGUGCUGCUGUCGCGACCGGGGCUGCCGGCGGUCAGGGGCACCCUGUGCAUCACCAGCCACCACCUGCUGCUCUCCUCCAGCCCCCGCGGCGACCUGGAGCUCUGGCUGCUCAUCCGCAACGUGGACGCCGUGGAGAAAAGAGUGCACAAUUUAGGCUGGUACCAGCCCCCCCGGACCGGCGGCUCCCUGCGGGACACCAGGGUCUCCGGCUCCUCCGGCACCAUCACGCUGCGCUGCAAGGACCUGAAGGUGCUGCAGCUGGAGAUCCCGGGCAUGGAGCAGUGUCUGAACAUCGCCAGCUCCAUCGAGGCGCUCUCCUCGGUGGACUCGGUGAUGAUGAUGUACCCGUUCUUCUAUCGCCCCCCGGGCCUGCGGCUCCAGCAGGGCUGGCACCAGUCCCCCCUCGAGCGAUACUUCCAGCAGGUCUCCUCGCAGACGAGCCAGUGGCGGCUGAGCACCGUGAACCGGGACUUCAGCGCCUGCCCCUCGUACCCUCCCGCCGUGAUGGUGCCGGCGGCCGUGGGCGAUGACACCGUGGCCAAGGCAGCGGCGUUCCGGCAGGGCGGGCGCUUCCCCGUGCUCAGCUACUUCCACCCCAAAAACGGCACCGCCCUGCUCCGCAGCAGCCAGCCCCUGACCGGGCCCAACCGCCGGCGGUGCCGUGAGGACGAGAAGCUCUUGGGGACAAUCCUGGAUGAGGGCGAGCGAGGUUUCAUCAUCGACACGCGCUCGGCACAGGCGGCCAAGCAGGCCCGGAUGAGCGGCGGCGGCACCGAGCCCAAAUCCUCGUACCCGCAGUGGAGGAGGCUCCACCGAGCCCUGGAGAGAGGCCGCCCGCUGCAGGAGAGCUUCAUCAGGCUGGUGGAGGCGUGCGCUGAGCAGGGCAUGGACCGCUGGCUGGGCCGGCUGGAGAGCAGCCGCUGGCUCGGCCACGUCAAGGCCGCCCUGAGCACGGCCUGCCUGGCUGCUCAGUGCCUGGACAGGGAGGGCUGCAAGGUGCUGGUGCACGGGGCCGAGGGGACAGACACGACGCUGCUGGUGACGGCGCUGGCCCAGCUCAUCCUGGACCCGUCCUGCCGCAGCCUGGAGGGGUUCCAGGGGCUGCUGGAGCGGGAAUGGAUCCAGGCCGGGCACCCCUUCCAGCUGCGCUGUGCCCGCUCCGCCUCCUCCCACGGCCGAGGGAAGCAGGAGGCUCCGCUUUUCCUCCUCUUCCUCGACUGCGUGUGGCAGCUGAGCCGCCAGUUCCCCUUCUCCCUGGAAUUUGGGGAGCAGCUGCUCCUCACCCUCUUUGACAACGCCUACGCCUCCUCCUACGGCACCUUCCUGUGCAACAACGAGAAGGAGAGGAGCCUCUGUAAGGUGAAGGAAAGCACACACUCGCUCUGGGCCUGGCUGAACCAGCCCGAGGAGAGGCAGAAGUACCUGAACCCUCUCUACUCACACAACUCCCUGGUGAUCUGGCCCUCUGUGGAGCCCCAGAGCAUCCAGCUCUGGCAGGGUUUAUUCCUUCGUUGGAUCCGUCCUUCCCAGCACCUGGAUGAGGCCUGGGCGGAGAUCCGGAGGUUGGUGGAGGGAAACAACUCCUCCACCAAGGAGAGCGCAGGGAAAAGGCUGAGCCUGACCUUCCCUGACCCCACUGCAGGGACACAGAACGGGAGGUGAAGCGUGGCCAGCUGGGUCCCCAUGGGAUUUGGGAUAAGGUGGAUCUUCCCAUGGGAAGGGCUGUGCUGGACACAGACCCCAUGGACAGCUCUGGCAGAGGGGACAGACCCCCUUUCCCAGCCUUUAGCUGCCCAGCCCCAGCUCAUUGCAGUAAAUCUCUCUCCCAGCC